Molecule: messenger RNA, 2158 nt
Organism: Oncorhynchus mykiss (rainbow trout)
Lineage: Eukaryota; Metazoa; Chordata; Actinopteri; Salmoniformes; Salmonidae
Biological process (GO): regulation of transcription by RNA polymerase II
Cellular component (GO): nucleoplasm
Molecular function (GO): RNA polymerase II cis-regulatory region sequence-specific DNA binding; DNA-binding transcription repressor activity, RNA polymerase II-specific
Source: RefSeq, a predicted model, not a curated record
AUUCAGGUAGGUCCCCCGUCGUUUCGGUUGGUUCCUAGUGAAUACACCCAAUGUUACGGGAAAAUGGUAGGAACAUUUCUUCUCAAUUGCGUUUCAUUUCGGACAAUAAUACAGCGUAAGGCCGGAAACAUUAGACAGCGGAAAAGAAGCAAACUACAUAUUUUCAAAGUAGGCUAUUUCGGAGAUAACUUGCUAGCAGUCAUGUCGAGCACAGAUAUAUUUCAGACACAGUUAUCCCAAAUCAUGGGGUUAUUAGUUGAAUCAACAGUUAGCGAGAUGGGGCGACUUCUCGACGUGUGUGCUGCUGUUUUGGAGAAUAAAGACAAUCGUUCCCUGAAGAGAGAAAUGGAGCGUGUGAAUAUAACCAACAAAAUAAAGUUUGCGUCAUUCAUGGAAGUGUUGAGUAAAAGCUCGAUGGAGAAAAUAUCAUUACUGGUGACUGUGGACGAGAUGGAGGUGAGAGCCGUGGAGAAGACUGGUGGAGAAGGCACAAGUGGUGGAGAAGCAGUAAACUUGCUUGACCCAGAAGUAAAAUCACGUGUAAUUAUAAUCUGUCCAGGAGAUAUUAGAGAAGCAGUUGCGACUCAAAAAGGAGCCGUAAAGGACGAGGGAUCUUCUGAGUCUGAUAGUCAGGAGGAUUACCCUGGCCUUGCCCCCUUGCCCUCACCUUCAUCAGAUGAGGAAUGGCUCCCUGAGGUUGAUACCAGCCAGGGUGAUGACCUUGACCCUCAGGCACCAUCUGCAUCUAGGUUGAAGAUACCCAGAUCUGCUUCGGACCCAGACAAACAAGACGCAGGUAGGGAUGGAGAUGAUCAAGAUGUCCAAUGUGGAGAUUCUGCAGACGCCGCCCACCAGGGGCCCCUCAUCUGUACCCACCAGGGGCCCCUCAUCUGUUCCCACUGUGGAAAAUGUUUCAAGGAGAAAUGGUAUCUGACGAGACACCUUCAGUCCCAUACAAAAUCUUACAGAUGCUCUCAUUGUGCGAAAGGUUUUAAUCUGGCGAAGCAGCUAGCAAAACAUUCCAUUAAACACCAGGAGAACACCUUCAGUUGUACCGAUUGCGACGCGGUGUUUCGCCAGAAAUGUACUUUGCAGUCGCACAAGAAACGUCACAAAACGGAGAAAACGGUCACGUGCGCGGUUUGUGAAAAAAAGUUUGUAGGGGAAAGGCACAAGUGCAUUGUAAAGCAGAGGACGUUCAGCUGCUCUUCCUGCCCAAAGGUCUUAAAGACCAGAGAAGGAUUGUCUUAUCACCAGGGAACACACUCCGGGGAGAGGAAGUAUUGCUGUGAGACAUGCGGCAAAACGUUCUUCACCGGCGUGUCCUUAAAAACCCACAUGAUGACUCAUAAAGAGAAGGAUCAUAGCUGUACUGUAUGUGGCCAACCUUUCAACAAUGGACACGCUCUCAGAAAGCACAUGGUGGCCAGCCACCCUGGAGAAACGCCAGAGAAACGCUUCGUCUGCGACGUGUGUGGCAAAUGUUUCGCCAAAAGAGACCAUCUGUAUAAACACAUGAGGAGACACAAGGAAGAAAAACCCUUUUCCUGUGACGUUUGUGGCAAGAAGUUUCACUCUUCGGGUAAUUGCAAAAGACACGAGAUAACGCACACAGGUGAGAAACUAUACCACUGUGACCUUUGUGGGAAGAGUUUUACCCAGUCCGGAACCCUAACCAUACAUAAACUAAACACGCACACGGACGGCGAUGAAAAGCCUUCUUUCAAGUGUGAGAUUUGUGGGGAAGUCUUUCCAAGACGUUAUACCCUAAAAAAUCACAUGGUCACUCACACGGGGAAGAAACCAUGUCAAUGUAGCGUUUGUGGGAAAGGUUUCUUUAGCAAUCCUACUCUUAAAGCUCACAUGCUCAUUCACACAGGGGAGAAACCGUUUGAGUGUGAUCAAUGUGGGAAAAGGUUCACCCAGUCGAGUCAUCUGAAAUAUCACGAGCGGCAUGUGCACACGGGUGUCAAACCAUUCGUGUGUGACAUCUGUGGGAAGGCCUAUGCAAAUAGACAGAAUCUGAAACUCCACAAGUGCAGUGCUUCUGCUAAGCAGUAGUCUGCGCAGUGCUUAUGCUAAACGGUAGUAAUCUAGCGUCACAACUAGAUAAUUGUCACCCUGUCAAUGAGCAAUAUACACUGCUCAAAAAAAUAAA